GAUGGUCAUAGAGAUGAAAGGGACAGCUAUGAGUUUAAGAGCAGCUGCCAGUGGAUUUAUUUUCUUCCUUCUCUCUGUGCCAGUGGUACAGGGUGCAAAUGAGUGGGCGGUGACUUGCACUUCUACUCAAAUCUGUGCUGCAAAAGGAUCCACAAUGGAAAUAAGCUGCACUUUCAAAUACCCAUCCAUAUAUCUUAACGUAAUUAUCACAGUUCAGGAAACAUUCUGGCUAAUUAAGACAGAUGCUCCCAAGGUUCCCUCUGUGUCUGUGCGUCCCUCUGGUGAAAUACUGGAGGGCAGUUCAGUCAAUUUGACCUGUACACAUGAUGCAUAUAUAAAAGUGAACUAUACCUGGUACAAGGAGAGUCAAGCCAUGCCCAGUAAAGAACCACAGCUUGUCUUCAGCUCCAUCCAGACCUCUGACUCUGCUGAGUAUUACUUGAGUCCCUCUGAUAAGAUAGAAGAGGGCAGUUCAGUGAAUCUGACCUGUAGCAGUGAUGCUAACCCAGCAGCUAACUACAGCUGGUACAAGGGGAACCAAACACUGUUUCAGGGAACAGAAGGAAUAUAUAAUUUCACCUCCAUCAGCUCAGAAGACAGAGGGAUCUACUACUGCAAGUCCGAGAAUCAAUAUGGAGUGAACACGUCUUCAAACAUAUUUCUAGAUGUCCAGUAUGGUCCAAAGCUCCCCUCUGUGUCAGUGAGUCCCUCUGAGAUAGAGGAGGGCAGUUCAGUGACUCUGACCUGUAGCAGUGAUGCUAACCCAGCAGCUAACUACACCUGGUACAAGGAGGAUGAAGACUCUCCAAAAGCUUCAGGACAGAUCUUCACCAUCACUGACUUCAGAGCUGAACACAGUGGGAGUUUCUUUGGAAGUUUGUCCUUGUCCGAUGUCACCAUUUGA
Molecule: messenger RNA, 904 nt
Organism: Notothenia coriiceps (black rockcod)
Lineage: Eukaryota; Metazoa; Chordata; Actinopteri; Perciformes; Nototheniidae
Product: B-cell receptor CD22-like
Exons: 6
Coding region: 2-904 (300 amino acids)
Source: RefSeq, a predicted model, not a curated record